CGGCGAGCGAGCGACAUGGCGGCGCGCCCACCCCGCGCGGCGGCCCCGCGGCCCGGGCCGCGCGAGUAGGUCGCCAUGCGCGAUGCGGUAUGAGGCAGCGCCGCGCCCGGCGGGCCGGCCCCCGCUAGCGGCGCCGCCCCCGCCAUGCGAGCGCCGCCGCUGCUGCUGCUGCUGCUGAUGGCGGCCGCGGGCCUGGCCGUGAGUCCGCUCGCGCGCCUCAACCCCUGGCUGAGCGCGUGCGACCUGGAGGAGGAGGGCGCGAGCGGCGUGCGCGAGUGCGGGGGCGCGGCGUGCGGCGGCGGCGGCGGCGCGGCCGAGUCGCUGACGGUGCGCGACGUGCCGCACCUGUGCGCGCUGGGGGCUGUUGCACGCGCACGACGCCUCGCCGACCUGCGGCUGCGCGCCUGCUGCGAGCGCUCGCCCGCCUCCGCACUGGACCAAGGCGCGCGCGCCGAAGUACAAGCCGGCGGGGAACGCUGCGAGCGCACGCUGCACGACCUCCUCGGCCUCGACGCGAUGGUCGCGCGCGUGCACUGCGACUUUGUCGACAUCCUCAGUCGCUACGACUGCGACCAGUCCUACUCCGUACACACGUGUGAACAGUGCCAGGAAACGUAUCGACGGUGGGCGUGCAGUACGAUGGUGCCACUCUGGGUGGAAGAAGGUGCGGAAGAUGGUAACGACGAGGGGGGCAGGUCGCGGCGCGCGCCCGCAGAGCACACGGCGCGCUGGCACGCGCGGCACUUAGAGCGCGUCGGCCACUUGGACCGGCGGCGCAGCGCCGGCGGCGGCGUGGUCGGCCGGUGGGUCCGCGCCGCCGCCGCCGGCCCCGGCCGGCCCCUUGCACGGCUCAAGCCCUGCCUCUCAGUUUGUCAGCUCGUCGAGCAAAACUGCCCUUACUUCCUGCCGGCGGACCGCGCGCCCGCCUACCCUACACAGUACGCUGGCGAGCCCACAUUCCUAUGCCUUGAUCCGCGCAUUCCGGAAACUGGUGCGCAGGCCAACAAAUCCAAUUAUGGGUCGGAUGAGUGCUGCUACUGGUACUGCGAGGGCCGGCUGUGCUACCGGUGCGAGGCGAGGCUCAGCGAGGCGCCGCGGCCUGACUCGGAGCGGUGUACGCCCGUCGACGAGCGGGUGCCCUCCUGCUCAGUACCCUACCAGGCGCCCGCGGCGGCGUCCACGCUGCGAGCCUCCACACGAUCCCAGCUCGCGCUCCUCGUUGCAGCGCUCUUGUUUGGACUCGUGGCGCAAUCACGGACCCACUGGACAGCGGCCACGUCUCUAGUGAAUGUGCGCGAUUCAAGGUUAUAGUUUUACGUUAACGUGCGUCGCACCCCCACGUCCCGCGAUCGCCGGACAGCGAUCGGAACUUCUAUUAGUGCUGUACUUAUGAUAAUAAAUUACGCGCGGUUACGAGUUCGAUGAUCCCCGCGACUCGCGGAGCCGGAUCGCGGGCGCCCGCGCCGCCGCCCCCGCGAGCGCGUAGGUGAUAUAGACUGUAAGUUAAUAUUUGUGUCCGAAUGUUCGAUACACCCGAAAUAUAGAAACACCAAAUGUUCAGAAAUGAUUACUUAUGCAUUUUAUCUCGUAAGCGCUGUUUGCCGAAGUUCCGGCCAGUUUGUUAAUAUUUUCGGCACGAAUUGUAAACGAACCCAUGAUAUUUUAAUUUAAGUGAAGAUGUUAUAUAUAUUUUAAUUAGUACUUUACAGUUUACGUGAUGUGAUUCAUAGUCACCCAAUACCUUAACUGAGUUCAUUGAAUUCAGCAACAAGUAAUUUAUUUAGAAAUAAUGUUUAACAAAAUUGUCAAGAUUGAAAGUACUUUGAAAUGAAAGGUGCGUACGAUGCGUACUUUGUGUUAGGAGUUUGUGUGAUGAUAAUUUUUAUACGAACAGUAUACAGCAUAUGUAAACAAGACAGACAUCAAUUAAAUAGUUGCGUUAGUAAAACUUUGAAAUAAAAUAGUAAAAUAUGGAAACAGGCAUCGGAACAAAAAUUAUUGUGAAAAUUUAAUUUUGAUUAUAGCAAAGCAUCAAUUGGAAUGGGUUUUUAGAGAUUUAUUUUUGUAAUGAUGCAUUACAAGACGGACGAGUAGUAUGUGGGCGAGGGCGGUAGCGGUUGACAUGGUACAAAAGGAGGUAUAAUUCGGGCGGGGAGUAUUGGUUACUUUGAUUGCAGCCGCGUACGAGGCGAGCUCAACAUUUUUAUGCCGCGCUCGCUCGUGCAUCCUUUCGUCUGCGAGCGCCUAAAUAGCUGGUCUAUAUAUAAUAUUGACUAAAGUAAUAUAGGAUUAAUUAAAAGUAGUUGUUGUUUUGUAAGAAGUAUGACUAAUGCAUAUAAUGAAAGUUAUAUGUAAAUAUCCGUCUUAUGAACUAUCAAUCAAUAUAAUGCAGAUGUAAUAUGGUUGAAAAUGAUUUUUAUAUGAAUUGAUUUUUAAUAUAUAUUAUUGUAUAUGUAUAUCGCGUCGAGUAUAUGAUAAUGAUGAAGCAACCUUCAACAUGAGUAUUGUCGUUCUCAUAUGUAUAGGUAACAGUAUUUGUUAGUUUGUCUUAUUUUUGAAAAAUAUUAAAUUAUAGAGGUAUCGUUGAACAUUAUGUGAUCGAAAACAAAUAUAAUUAAUGGUUAUUAAGACUUUAUUGAAUGGACAUUUGUUGAGAAUAUUGUCCUCAGGCGGGGAUGUAGUUGUUGUAUUCAAAUGAUAAAUGAUAAUAAUAUUAAGUAAGUUAUUUUUUACGUUUUUAUCGUGUACAUAUGUCAAAACGGUUUGUUGUUUCCACUCCCAUACUUAAUCAAAGUCACCGAAGGUGCUAAAGGUCUAUUACUGCUUCUUAAGUCUUUUACUUUGUUAACUUCUACCUGGUCUAUAUGUCUGUCUGUCUGUCUGUCUGAUGAUGGAUGUGAAUAGUUCGCGAGCGGCGCGGCCGUGGCGGGCAGCGAGCAGGGGACAGUGGAUGACGAGCGGCGUCGUCCAAAACACGGCAUCUUGAAGCACGGCACGCUCAGCUGCCUUGCACACAGGGUACACUUCGUAACGGUGUUUCGAUCAUCAUAUCACUCGAAAUCUACUCCCUCAUUAUGUUAACAGAACAUAAACAUCUAUUUUCUAAUAUUUUAAAGAGAACAUUCCACUCCAGAUACUAAAAAUAUAUGUAACAUGAGUCGACAGAACCGUAACAGAUAUAAGUCGGUCGUUAUUGUUUCAAUCGAAUAUCUAAUUCGCUCGUGAUCCCUAGUGCCUUCACUUUCCUUGAAGUGAAAGCGUCCCUUAACAAGGAUAUUUGCACCUAUUCAUCAGGAUUACUAUAUUGUCCCUAUUCCAUUCAAAUAAGCAAUUAUUUCUUUUUAUUUCGCCAAUUAUGAUGCUCUUCUUCGUGUUGUCUUAUUAAAUUCGAAAUAAUAUUAUACACUAAUAUCUCAGAGAGUUAAAUAUUGAAAAUCAUAGUGAUAGUCUCUUCAAGAGAAUUUAAAAUAGGUAUUAGGGUUCGAAUCGUUUACAAUAAAGUUCCAAGUGGAUUGUUUACAAUAUUGUACCAAUAAAUACAUUAAUUAUUGAAAAUGCAUUAACUCAUGGAUAAACUUAUUAUUGUAUAAUAUCUCAUUUUUUUUCUGUUCGAUAUAAAAUAUUUGUAUUGAAUUAUAUAUAAGUGGAAUGUUAUACCAAAAUUUUUCUGUCAAGUAAAUAUGAAUAAUAAUAAUUUACGUUUUAUAGCUACCUAUCAAGGGCAGACUAGUAUAAUAGGUAUUUCAUUGCUCUCUAGGGCCUCCUUCGCGAUAUCUACGUGUAUCUAUGUAUAAAUUAAUUAUCAAGGUGUCUAAAAUUUAGUAAUAGAAAAUGAAUUACUAGAACAUAAAAAUAAUUGGAACAAUUUCGAGCACUCGUUAAAACUUACACAUUGACCGUACAUUCCUUCUUUGUGGGUGUUUCAACUCUAUACUCUUGAUAUCUUCACUCGUUCACUAUUCUAUACUAGAGUAGAUAUUAAAAGACCAAAGGAGAGGAGUUCGGUUCGAAUGUUGUUUAUACAAACAAUAUUUUUCUUUUGUAUCUACUGUUCAAUUUACCUAAACGUUCAUUACAGAGCUGCGAUGUAUUCAGAUUUCAGUACAAAUUAUUUUAUACUUUCGCAGCACCUCCAUUUUCUGCAUACCGCAUAGAGAUCCUAAAACUUCAUAUAGAUAUUAUAUAAAAAAAAAAUCUGGUCAAUUUCCAAACAAAUAUUUGUUUGUGAACGUUCAUUUCGUAGGGACACAAAUUUAGCAAUAAUACGUAGUGAAUAACUGAUUAAUCAUGUAGAGUUCACAAGUUAUCCAUGAGUGAUUCGAGCUCGUAACGAGCACCCACUAAUGUCGUUGUCGGUGGAGCCGGCGCCUUCCAUGGUCGUCCCCGGCCUCCCGUGGUAGUUGGCGCUCGGCCUCUGUGGUCGGCGUGCAGCGCGCUCGCAGGUCGUAACACGUAAAUUUUGCAACACGUGCCCUUUCUGUAGGUAUAGUCUCACGGGUGUAUUUUAAUGUUUCGUUGAACGUUUGAUGAUAGUGUGUACAUUAUGUUUUUGAAUAAUAUACGUAUGUUUUGAUGUACAUAAAUAAAGUGUAAAUGUUUAACGCACAAAUAAUAUGAACAAGAAAGCUGAUUAUGUAAAGCAGUGUACGAAAACUUAUGUAUUUAGCUGUAAACUGUAACUGGGAAGUAAUUGAUUAGAGAUACGAACUUAGAAACUUCUGUACGCCGUCUGCUGCUGUGAUCUUGUUCAUUUAUUGAUUAUUACUUAUAAAUUAUACACUUUAUUGUAUUCAUUUGCGUUUUACAAUACCACUUAGUUUGUGGCGGCACGAACUCGAUGAGUCCAUUUUUAUUGUAAAUUUACCAAUAAAGAAGGAUUUAACUAGCUGUACUGUUUGGAAUUAUAUGUUGUUUCCAUUAAGUUUAUACAGCAACUCAGUUGACUGUCACAUGCACGCACAAAACACAGAGAAAUCGCUUUCGGGGUCGUCCAUCGUUUAUAUCCGUAUUUCACGAUAUAGUAUUCAAUAUAGAAUAAUGUAAGGAAAACACCAAAUGUUAGCCUUUUAUGUACAACAAUAAUAAUAUCUAAAUAACAGAGCUAUAGGUACAUGUCCACGACCAUGUUGAUAUCGAUAUUUUUUUAUAAAAUAAAACAUAUUUUUUCUUAUAUGAAUACUGCCGAUUAAAAGUUGCUACUUAAUUACAAAUGUUUUGUCUGUGGUAUUAAAGUGUAAGGGUCUGCGCAGACGAUGGAUAUUUUAUUCAUGAGAAAAUUUUACACUGUAUAAGCAGCGUACCUACUUGCAAAAGACGUGUGCGUUGUAGGUGUUCUGUUAAGACAGGACUGAAAUGUACGCCUUAAAAUACCUGGGAAAAUAUCGAGAGAAUUUUUGACACAGAUAAAAUGUCCUUUGUCUGCGUAAUCUACUAAGAGAAACACAAAUAUACAUAUAAGGGAUCUACACACGACACAACUUUACACACGAUGCACAUUCGAUCGGUUAAAUAGAUUAGGAUCGUGAGCUAAUUCUCUAUAACAGCAAACACUGCGGGAACCUUGUUGAUUGUCACAAAAUAAUAUUACGUACUUAGAUUGCUUUAUUAACUAGAUGGGUUAAAUAGGCAUUCUGUUCACCGACAAAUAGCAUCAUUUAAGUCUAAAAUAACUAAUUUGUAAUAGUAUUGUAUUGUAGUCGUUAACUGUACACUGCUGAACGUAGCCUCCCCUAUAAGGAGGGUUUUGAUAGUAGUUGUCACGCACGUAGGCAGGUUGGCAACCGCAGUUCGGCUUUUGGUGAUGUUUUAGGAGGGACGCUGCUACCCAUCCCUUCACUAUAAGCCUCCUUAGUUGCCUCUUACGUCACCCACGGAAAAUAAAGGGGUGGCCUAUUCUGUGCCGGGACCUACACGACUUUGUGCACGUAAUUUAAUUUUAAUACCUAAACUGCUUUAAAGAAGCAGCAUCUAUGUUUGCUCACUAAUCGUUAUCUUAGUAAAUAACAGUAAUACGAAAUAAGUAAAAAAUUAGGAUUAUAGCAAAUAUCGUGCAAUUUUCAGUUAUCGCAAACUAUUCGCGAUAUAUGUAAUGAGGCCCCGGUAUACUUGCCUUCAGUUUUGCAUUCAGCAUUUACCGACCUGGUAUAGACACAUACUGACACAGACGGAGGAUAGUUCACUUGUAGAAACUAUGUUAGCCUGCUUCAACAAGUCUACUAUCCUCCACUGGUGCUGAUUAGCAGCUGACCCGUCAAAUUGGCCAUAGCUAUCGGAUGUGUUAUCGUGCCGUGCGUAGAUGCCUGUAUAUUACUAAUAUCACACAUUACUAUGAGGAACAACGAAUUAUUUACACGGAUGUCGACUGCAUGUAGCACAAUUAUAUGUUUGAUUUAAUUCAACUUUAGAUUAACCCGCACUGCGAAUUUUCUUCGUGCAAUUUUUUCUGCACAAUUAUGUCGUGUAAUAUGAAUUAUAACUACACACUAUUGGAAAAAAUAGCGCGGCGAAAAUAUGCUGUGCAUUUUUAUCGUCAUCAGAAAAGCCGCUCAAUAAACUUAUGUCAGUGUAUUUAAAUAGUAAAAUGGUUUUAGAAUAAAAAGAUAACUCAAUUUAUUGACACAUAAUAAUACAGAGCAUUGGAAGAGAACUACAUAAAAUGUCCUGCUAACUGGAAUCGGAUAUAAUUAAACUCACUAUGUGAUUAGAACUAUUAUAUCAGGAUACAAUAUACCUUCAGGGCACCAUUUAUUUUCUAUACGUGUACAUUAUAUAUAAUCAAAGUAUCAUUAUUGCCUAGCAUUUCCUUUACGAAUCAGUGUGAGUUAUCUUGUAUUUUAUCAAGCAAGCAGGCUGCGGUUUUCUUAUUAUAUUACAAAAUAAUUAUUUAACGCAUUGAAUACUAUGUAUGCACAUUAUGGUUAUGAAAGGUUUUUCACCUUUCAUAACCAUAAUGUGCUUUUAUGGUUACGAAAGGUUAUGAAACCUUUCAUAAUCAUAAUAAUGUAUGCUAAUAUUCAUCUGAGCACCUUACAAGUAUGCCUGCCUAUCACAGUAUUUGUCUAACGAUUUCAGUUUAGAAUAUGUCGUACCAUAUAAUAUUAAAACAUAUCUAGGCUCAAUUUGACUAUUUACGGUUUCUUUCACACAAUCUAUGUCACAUGGAGUGAGAUAAGUACAGUCAACAAUAGUUCUGCAUGGCCUUCACUUUUACCAAUGUUUAGUGGAAAGUGAUUAGUAACAUAGGAUAACAAAUGAUCUGUAUAAAUGUCUUAUGAUGAAUCAGAUACAUAAUAAUAAUAAUAAUAGGUAUUAUACUAUUUGUUACGUUGUUUUAAAGAAACAUACCCAUAAGUUAUAAGAAAUUUUACCAUGUCAUUCAUAAUUCAACCCCGAAAGUUUCUCUUAAAAUAUUUUAAUUGUAGUCGAUGGAAUAAUUACUAUUGCUUUUAUCGAAUUAUUGCAACAGUUUAAUUUUGAAGUGUGUAUUUGAUACUUACAGAAAUUUAGAAAAAUCUACACUUUGGCUAUGAAUUAAAUUAUUGUUAUUACUUAUAAUUAUUAUUAUCGAAAAUUUGGUGUUACUCACAGUAGGAAAAAAAAUCACUUAUCCCAAUUCAGUUGCGAAAUAUUUGUAGUUAAACUUUACUAACGAAUCGACACUUAAUUGAGUUUAAUACUCUUAGAAUAUACGGUAGCUGAAUAAGGGAUUUUUCUAAAUUCUGCAACAUGUUUAAUUCAAGUGUCUGUUCAUAAAUUAGUAUAAAUAUAAUGUAUGUAAUUAGUGUUAUUUCCAUUUAAAUAUAAAUGUUUUGUGUUAUUUUGAUAGAAUUAUGUUGGACCUAGUAUCCAGCUGUAGCCAGCCAUCGUUAUAUAAAUAAUUUGUUUAGUUACAUUGAAGGACACUUUCUCACAGUACGUUUUAUACUAUAUAAACAAUGAAUUCAUGUGUGGUUGACGUGAAUGAACUUUUAUUUCUAGGACGAUGUCGUUCAAGCAUCGUGUUGAUACCACUAUUCCUAAUUAGUUCUAGAUCAUAUAAAUAUAUGAUUACGAGGACUUACAGGCAUACAUAAUGUACGAAAUAUUAUUUUAGAUAAUAUAAUUUGUAAUGCACUAAAAAUGUAAUUAAUUCAAGAGUUUGUCAAAUUUUCCUGAGGACUGCUUGAUGUAUUUUUAAAAAUUAUAAAUUAUAUCAUUAAAGAUGCCUAAUUCAUAGUGAGAGGUAGCGUAGUGUAAAAUCUUUACUCUAAAUAUUUAAAUCUGUAAGCACAAGUCGGCGCAACGGCGCGGGUCGCGGCGCCGACGCACACUGCCACAAGCACGCGGGGCUCCGAUAUAUUGAUAUGAUCUAGGAUGUGUCGUAGGUGUUUCUCGAGUAGUGAUCGUGUAAUAAGUCUUAUGUUACGCCUUCUAAAUGAAUAUAACUCUGUUAGUGUGCGGUGCGGGGUCGCGGGCGAGUGCUAGGGCGGGCCGGCACGAGUUACGAUGCUACGGCGCGGCUACAUCGUAGCGACCGUAGCGGCGUAGCACGAUUGCCUGAAUGCCCGCCCGCCGCCGCUCGCCGCACCCGCGCCCCGCAUGUAGACAUCGUUCGACACUCGAAAUAAGAUUAAUCACGUUCGAAUAAUCGUAGACAGAUUUUGAAAUUUAAUAUUAUUUGCAUUUUCCUAAGAGUUAGAACGAUUGAGACAGUAGGUCGCACGACCGUGUUAUGAUGAAUUAUGGAGAUGUUUAUUAAAAAAUACGUUUAUGAAAAUGGAAUAAAAACGAAAAAUAUUGUCAUAUAAACUUGUAAUUACUAACUUAAGAGGAAUUAUUGGAGAACCAGAAAAACGUUAAAUAAACCGAUUAAAAUACAUAA
This is a messenger RNA of Galleria mellonella (greater wax moth), 8860 nucleotides long. RefSeq lists its product as uncharacterized. Bases 145 to 1311 code for a protein of 388 amino acids. The record is from RefSeq and is a predicted model, not a curated record. Gene Ontology annotation, biological process: calcium ion import across plasma membrane. NCBI's taxonomy places the organism in Eukaryota, Metazoa, Arthropoda, Insecta, Lepidoptera, Pyralidae. The transcript is spliced from 3 exons. Gene Ontology annotation, molecular function: stretch-activated, monoatomic cation-selective, calcium channel activity. Gene Ontology annotation, cellular component: plasma membrane.